AAGUCAUUGUCGAGGAAAAAUGUUAUCAUCUUUGCAAAUUUUAACGACUACAACAUCAUUUCUAACAAGUUCUAACGAAUGCGAGCGAUUCUAGCAUUUAUCCAUACAGAUAUUCAAACACCCGAUAAAUUCAAUCAUUAUUUUCCGUUCACUGUAAACAUCGCGUGGUUAUGCACAUAAGCAGAAAAUAAACGGUUUCUUGAAAGAACCAAAGAGACGAACGGAACAUUCUAGCAUACUCUCGCGUAUUCUUUCGGCCGUUUCCGUGAACGUUCGACUAUGCUCGGCUCGGUAAUCACGUGGUUUCAAACGUACCACCCAACAAAUAUAUAUUUAAGUUGCUCUGGCCGCGCGCUGACAGUUUCACUAUCGACCUGAAAGCAGUGUGUGAAGACGUGCGUUUUCGAUAUUCUCGAGAAGAACAAUUUUUUUGAAUACAAAACCUUUUGAUACGCGAGUGUGUGAUAGUGCUAAGAAAAGAGACGAGUGACACACGAGUGGCCAUCCUAUACAAGGAAAAGGAAAACAAGAAAUUUAAGCAGGAAGAAAGAAGAUCGAACGAAGAAGCGCUGGACUAAAACGACUUUGUCACGCAUUGCUCUUCUGGUAAUCAUUGACAGACCCUUAGAAAAAAACGAGUGUGUUGCCAAUACGUUUAAUUUUUGUUCGGCUUUUUGUUAACCACGCCGGCACAGUUUAGCGAGCUUCUUUGCUGAUCCCCUGAAUAAACAAGCAAAACGUGUGAAAAAAAAAACAAUACCUUAACCUGCAGAGAGCUCUUAACGGCAACGGGCCGUUAAGUGUGUGAAAAAGCCAGACUAUUAAAGAACACAGAGGCAGAAAAGGAAUCCACGUAUUAUUAAGCAGGCACGGAUCGAAAGAGUCCACAAAAUGGACUCGCCUGUCAUCUUGGACAAAGCAUCCGAAUUCGGAGAACCGAUCGAUUUGGACCGUCCGUUCCGUGGGUUCCUGUUCGACGACGACGGUUUUGGUCGACGCAGCGACAUUAGGUCUCACUUGGACGAUUUAGCGGCUCGUCGUCCGGAAUUCGCUGAUCUCUUAAACGACAUACCAUUCCACAGUUCGUUCCGUAACCGGAAUCGUGGCCCCGGGAACGGCGGAAACAACAACAACAGCAACUAUCAGGGUUAUUCGGACGAGGACGCGAGAAGUCAGGCGAGCGGAAGCAGCGCCGCCAGCGGUGCGAGUGGUGUCAGCUCUCACGGCGAAUCGGAGGCCAACCAGAAUCAGCAAGACAAUCGAUCUCGAAAUUUCGAGCAGUCGAGCAGGAGGAGCCAGAUCCCGCAGUACGGGCUGCGUAACACGGUGGACAUAGGUCAACACCACCACAACAUGGAGAAUCCCGGCAAAGGAAAUCGUGGGAAGCGUUCGAUGUCUGCUCCGCCAGAAAACAAACAAUCGUCGAAUCAGCAACAAUCGCAGCAACAAAACCAGGAGCCUCAACAGUCACAGGGACAGAGGUAUAUCUCCAGGAUAGACAUAACGCCUCAACACAAUCAACCUCAGCAAUCACAGAAGCCACAGCAGCAGCAGCAGCAACCGCAGCCACAGCCGCAGCCGCAGCCGCCAUCGCAACAACAAUCGAAAUCACAACAGCAGCAGAGCAACAUCAGACACAUACCGAUUUUCGUCGAGGGCAGGGAUGAACCUUUACUACCUAGAAGCUUCGACGAGCCACAUUUCAGACGAGAACCCUCUCCCACGCAAUUCAAUUCACCGCCUUAUUUCCAGAGACAGUCCCCUUUUGGACAGUCGUCGUUCGGAAGGUCCCACCAAUGGUCGCCCGACUUCCAAGAUCCAUUCUAUUCUCAACAAACCGCUUACGAGCAACCCACGCGUCGACAGCAACAACAAACUCAGUUCCAACAGCCUAAACAGCAGCAAUACGCCGAGAGACAACCACAGCAACAACAUCACGAGCAACCGAGACAACAGCAAAAACAACCUCAGCAACCACAACCACAACAACAACAGCCUCAACAGCCUCAACAGCCUCAACAGCCUCAACAACCACAGCAACAGCAAGACCCACCAAAGCCCAAACCCUUCGUUCCAAAGGAUCCUUUGGAAAGGGUAGCCCUUGUUCAAAAAGAAGUGGACUCUCUCGCCGAGCAAGUGAAAUUGUACACCAGAAAUUCGAGAGCGGACAAAGAGUACAUCUACCUCGACGAAAUGCUCACCAGGGAGCUGAUCAAACUGGACGACAUAGAGACCGAGGGCAGAGAUAACGUCCGACAGGCGCGCAAAAACGCGAUAAGGACCAUACAGGAAACCAUCAGUCUAUUGGAGUCGAAGGCGCCUCUUCCUUCUCAACAAACGACGCCCGAGAAACCGGAGAAACAAGUAUCCGAUGACGUCCAGAAGCCCAAGCAAAGCGAGUCCAUGGAAGUGGAUCAGAAACUGGAGGAACAGUCGCAGACCAACGAUCCAAUACCUCUACCAGCUGGUCCAUCGUCUCCGUCGAAAAUGUCCGAAGACAACGAUAGCUCGAAUGAAAAGAUAAAAAAUCCCGACAAUAAUCAAGCCAAUGAGCAACAGAAGAUUUCCGAACCUAUGGACAUCGCUGCUCCUGUAGAGAAGUCCGACUCUACGCCAAUGGAUGUGCAGCAGACCACCGAACAGGUGAAUACACUUGAGAAGACAGAAGUUUCUGAAGAAAAUAAGGGGAGCAUUCCUGAAGAGAAAACGGAAAACGUCACCGAAGAGAAGAAGCCAGAGGAUGAUUCUGACAGGAAGAAAGAUACAGUUUCUGAAGAGACGAAGCCAGAGAGUGCGUCUAAGAAGCCAGAGACUGUAUCCGACGAAACCAAGAAAGAGGAAAACGUUUCUAAAGAAAAAGUCGACAAAAAACAAAAAGAGAAAACGGAGAAGAUGGAGGUGGACGAGGUGAAGCAGUCACCAAAAACGACGAAGAAAGGCAAGAAAUCGAAGAAACAGGCACCAGUCUCUGACAAGCCUAUACCGCUACCAGCGCCGGAAGGAGCCGAAGCAAACGCGAAAUAAAGAUGGAACAAGUUUGCAAAUUGUUGCAACGAGAAACGAUGGUUUAGGAUUCGUGAUCCUGAUCCUGAAACCAACUUGGGGAGCCGAAGAUAAAAGUCUGGUGGUCUGGAAGAACCACAAGUCCUCGUCCUAGCUUUGUCGUUGAUCUUGGUGCCGGAUCGAAGCGUCGUGGAUCGACGUACUCGCAUGGUUGUUCAUCAGGAGAACUUUCUGAUCGACUUCGACAGGAAAACAGCGUUUUUAGCAUUCGUAGGCGCAUUGAACAACAAACGUUUCUUUCUUUUUUUGUUUUUUUUUUUUAUUUUUUUUUAUAAUUAUUAUCACAUUGGAUUAUCAUUUCAUGCGCUGCUAUUUGCAUUUGGAAGAGGCUGUUCCUGUCUUUAUUUUUUAGGAGAAAGGUCACCCGAGCACGGGGAAUACUAGUGCGAAAUUGAUUAGAAAAGUUUUCUGUUGCGAUUAUUCUCACUGGAAAAGGAAGAGAGACAGAUAGAAAGAGAGAAAGAGCAACGUGUGCAAAGCACAGUAAUUUCUGUUUUCAGUGACAAAAACUGAAUGAGUAACAGUUUUUAAAACUGUGACCGAACGAUCGACGAUAUGUGGUCAAACGUAAACCGCGAGGAGAAAAUUCCGUUACUUGUAUUUAGUGUAAAAAUUGUCGCUCGAAAGCAGAAAUUUAGCUCUUAACCUUUUGUAGCUCCUAUUUGUACGUUGUAUGCAGCAAACGUUUAUAGGCAUUCGACGAAUACGUUUCAAAAACAUUCACACGCAAAGAGUUGCAAUGUAAGAGUGUUUUGUUUCUUUUAUUUUUACCGAGUAACGUCACGUGCCAGACAUCAUCUUCCCUUCGUUGGACGAGCUGAAUGAAAGGGAAUAUAAUGUGUGAGAGAGAGGGAGCGACAGAAAAAGCACAAGAUAUUUUUGGUGUCUUGUAUUAUCAGGACCUAUGACUUGACCGAUAUCGAUAAUAGCUAAAGAAUUAAUUCAUUACGAUUACGUGAAUUUUUUUUAAUGCCGACGAUUUGCUUAACGAAAACGCGUUGGGAUCGUCGGAGACGAAUUUCAAUAACCGAAGCCACGUCCGUUUCUAGUAUUACAGCGCACGGCCUGAUUAACUAACUUUAUAUUACUAUUAUUAUUAUUAUUUAUAAUUUAUUGUACGUCCGUUGGGACGAUUUAAGGCGUGAGUCACGUGCGCUGAAUAUCACGCGUCUGGUGUCGCCGACGAAACACGUGUCUGUAUACGAACCGUGUACAUAUUGUUAGAAUUGUAUGUGUUCGUCUUGUAAGAAAUGAUGCAUCCCGUUUAUUGUUACCGAAUGUCGAUAAAGAACGUAUUCGAUGGACAAUUUUGAACGUAGCUUCAAGAUUUUCACUAAUUUCUACAUAUUAUUUAGGUGUUUUUCUCUUUUAGCGUAACAGAGAAUGGGGUGCAUCAUUUUAUGGUUCCUUGUUCAGGGUGAUACUCAUUACUUCCGACCUUUGUUUUUUUUUUCUUUUUUCUUCUGUAUAAUGUUGUUUACGAAUCCAUAGAGAUCACGUGCUUUCGAACCAGAAAUUUUGUAUUUUUUCCGGCGAAAAGCGUACAUGCGUGUGUAUGAGUGUAUGUGAGAAACAGACUGCGUGAAAGAAAAGACAGAGUGGCUGACUAAGAAAACAAAACAAAAAACUACACGGUAGAAGAUUGUAUAAAUAUGUGGCGAGAAUGUAACUAUUUUAUGAACAAACGCAUUCGAUGAAAA
Colletes gigas is the source of this 4763-nucleotide messenger RNA. RefSeq names its product BAG domain-containing protein Samui-like (gene stv). The record is from RefSeq and is a predicted model, not a curated record. Gene Ontology annotation, molecular function: protein-folding chaperone binding; adenyl-nucleotide exchange factor activity. Bases 892 to 3024 code for a protein of 710 amino acids. Lineage: Eukaryota; Metazoa; Arthropoda; Insecta; Hymenoptera; Colletidae. Gene Ontology annotation, biological process: protein stabilization. Gene Ontology annotation, cellular component: nucleus; cytosol; membrane. The transcript is spliced from 2 exons.